AUGACAGCAAAUGGUGGGCAGGAACAGUCAAGAUGGAUAACAACAGUUAUUAUGAGUGCGGCUCUGCAAAAUCACGAAAUUUCUACAAUUCUACAGAGGCAACAACACCGAGUUCGAUAUUCAGAAUCAGUGGAAAUUGGAUCCGUGAUUUUUUCUCUUUCUGGUGUUGCAUUUAUACUGGCAGACACUCAAGACUUGCUUAUGACAAGGGAAGAGUCGUUUUUCAAAAGAAUUCAGAAGUUCAUAAACAUUCAUCGGAACAGUUUUUUGGUUUUGUCAGCUGCUCUUCAUGGACCAGAAGAAUGGAAUGUCAUGUUUAGGAUUCAGAGAAGAUUCCUGGGCAGUAAUUUACGUAUAAUACCAGUUCAUAAUACUGCUGAAACUGUUAAGUUAAUGCUAACUAUAGCCAAGAUAACUUCCAAGCCACGAGCAGAUGAUAUUCGUAACCAAGUGGCAACGACAAAAGCCCAAAUAGUAGAAAACAGUCCAGUUUGGAAGAUGCUUCAGGAGUACCAGUUGCAUUGCAAUUAA
This is a messenger RNA of Chroicocephalus ridibundus (black-headed gull), 531 nucleotides long. RefSeq names its product chromosome 8 C1orf146 homolog (gene C8H1orf146). The transcript is spliced from 5 exons. Lineage: Eukaryota; Metazoa; Chordata; Aves; Charadriiformes; Laridae. Bases 1 to 531 code for a protein of 176 amino acids. The record is from RefSeq and is a predicted model, not a curated record. Gene Ontology annotation, cellular component: chromosome. Gene Ontology annotation, biological process: synaptonemal complex assembly; reciprocal meiotic recombination.